Messenger RNA from Pelecanus crispus (Dalmatian pelican), 598 nucleotides. NCBI's taxonomy places the organism in Eukaryota, Metazoa, Chordata, Aves, Pelecaniformes, Pelecanidae. The record is from RefSeq and is a predicted model, not a curated record.
CAGAUUUCAAGCAUGUGUUUAUUUUGCAUCUGUGUUUCAAGCUAUGUCAUGUGGUAUCCAUUACUUAGCGUCUGUGUUCAUGGCUGUUACUCCUAACUUUGUAUGUGGGAUCCCUGGAAAUGUGAGUAGUGUUCUUUUCUACAACUCCUCUGAAUCAAGUAUAGAGGACACCUGGACACUGUGGACAUCAACAGAAAAUUACAUUGUAGUCCAGCUGCAAAAUGGAGACAUUUGGGAACUUAACCAAUGCAGCAGGUCCAAACGAGAAGUCAGUUUGGAUCUGGCAUAUGAAUACAAAGGCAACAAGUCCGUAUUUUCUUGUUCUGAUGGAUUUCUUUAUGAUGAUACAAAGUGGAAGAGCACUGUUGUUACGCAGUGGGAUCUGGUCUGUGACCGAGAAUGGCUUGCAAAAUUAAUCCAGCCUACAUUCAUGCUUGGAGUCUUGAUUGGAGCGGUGAUUUUUGGUGACAUUGCUGACAGACUGGGAAGACAGCGUGUUAUGUGGUUCACAAGUGCUGGUCAGUUUGUAUUUGGCAUCGCAGUGGCCUUCACGUUUGACUACUACAGUUUCGUGAUUGUGCGCUUUCUCCUUGCUAUG